AUGGCCAUGGAAAUCGUCAAGCACAGCGAGGAGGAGGAGUUCGCCAUCAAGCCGCAGGCGUCGGUCCCUCAGUUGGACACGAGCAGCUGGCCUCUGUUGCUCAAGAACUACGACAAGCGCAAGUUCCCUUUUCUCCCUUUGGGCUUUAGCGAAUCGCUCCCGACUGACCGGUCUGCAGUUCUCGUCCGGACGGGUCACUUCACCCCCAUUCCGGCAGGAUGCAGCCCUCUGAAGCGAGACAUCAAGUCGUACAUCUCUAGCGGUGUCAUCAAUCUUGACAAGCCCUCCAACCCCAGUUCCCACGAGGUUGUUGCUUGGGUCAAGCGAAUGCUUCGCUGCCGUUGUCAGUCAGUCAACAACACUUGCGAGAGAACGAAAAUGAGGGGCAUCGACGAAUCCGUCGAGAAGACUGGUCACAGCGGUACCCUUGAUCCCAAGGUCACUGGUGAGUCGUGUCCCACAUAUUUGUCUCGAACGUGUUUUGCUAACUUUCUCAGGUUGUUUGAUUGUUUGGUUAGUAUUAACCCACUGAUCACCAAUGGAGCGUUCCAUGAGAGAACUGCAACUGAUGAAUUGAACAGCGUCGACCGCGCCACCAGACUCGUCAAGUCCCAGCAAUCCGCUGGUAAGGAGUAUGUUGCCGUUAUCCGUCUUCACGACAAGCUGCCCGGCGGCCAAGUGCAGUUUGCCCGCGCCCUUGAGACCUUGACCGGUGCCCUCUUCCAGCGCCCGCCUUUGAUCUCUGCCGUCAAGCGUCAACUGCGUAUCCGUACCAUUCACGAGAGCAAGCUCAUCGAGUUUGACAAUGAUCGCCACCUCGGUGUCUUCUGGGUCUCCUGCGAAGCUGGAACCUACAUCCGUACUCUCUGUGUCCACCUCGGUCUCUUGUUGGGCGUUGGUGGUCACAUGCAGGAGCUCCGCAGAGUGCGCAGUGGUGCCAUGGACGAGACCAAGGGCAUGGUCACUCUGCACGAUGUGCUUGAUGCUCAGUGGACGAUGGACAACACCAGGGAUGAGUCUUACCUGCGCAAGGUCAUCUCUCCCCUGGAGACUCUUCUCACUGGCUACAAGCGUAUUGUGGUCAAGGACAGCGCUGUCAACGCUGUCUGCUACGGUGCUAAGCUUAUGCUUCCCGGUCUUUUGAGAUACGAGUCUGAAAUUGAGGUUCACGACGAGGUUGUCCUCAUGACCACCAAGGGCGAGGCCAUUGCCCUCGGUAUCGCCCAGAUGUCCACCGUUGAGAUGUCGACAUGCGAUCACGGCGUUGUCGCCAAGGUCAAGCGUUGCAUUAUGGAGCGCGACCUGUACCCCAGAAGAUGGGGACUUGGCCCCCUUGCUUCCGAGAAGAAGAAGCUCAAGGCCGACGGCAAGCUUGACAAAUACGGUCGCCCCAACGAGGCCACUCCCGCCAAGUGGGUAUCUGAGUACAAGGACUUCGGCGCCGUCGAAGGUGCCGCCGCGGCUUCGGCCUCUGCUCCGGCCACGCCCCAGAAGACGGUGGAGACCACGACCGUCACUACCAGCGCCGCAGUCACCCCUGCCAACAACGAGGAUGACGGUGAGAGCAAGAAGCGCAAGAAGCACGAGGGCGAGACACCCGACGAGAAGGCGGAGCGCAAGCGUCGGAAGGCCGAGAAGAAGGCCGCCAAGGCCGCGAAGAAGGCGGCCAAGUCAGGCGAUGCUGAAGACGAUGACGACAGCGAGUAA
Messenger RNA from Colletotrichum spaethianum, 1707 nucleotides. RefSeq names its product H/ACA ribonucleoprotein complex subunit cbf5. Gene Ontology annotation, cellular component: box H/ACA snoRNP complex. The coding region runs from base 1 to 1707 and encodes 568 amino acids. The transcript is spliced from 11 exons. Gene Ontology annotation, biological process: rRNA pseudouridine synthesis; snRNA pseudouridine synthesis; mRNA pseudouridine synthesis. Gene Ontology annotation, molecular function: pseudouridine synthase activity; RNA binding. NCBI's taxonomy places the organism in Eukaryota, Fungi, Ascomycota, Sordariomycetes, Glomerellales, Glomerellaceae. The record is from RefSeq and is a predicted model, not a curated record.